CCAGCUCCGAGACCGGAACCGCCGAGGAACUACAUUGGGGCAUCAAAGCAGGAUCAUAACAGCACCCGCGAGUCAGCCAUUGAAGGUGCAGCUAAUAGUGGAAUCAUGUCAAGCUUCAACACAACCACCACUACUACUCAGCACAGAUACGACACUCUGGCGAGUGAAUUGUCUUCUCAGAAACAUUACAUAGUUCACCAGACAUACGAGCCACAUAAUCAUUUUUCGUCACACAUGGAUCCACCCUUUGUUGUUGAUCAGCUUAGAAGCACAGUCGUUGAUGAAGGACAAACUGCGAGCUUCAGAGUGAGAGUUAUUGGUAGGCCUCAGCCGAAGAUUGUGUGGAUGAAAGAUGAGCGCCCGAUUGAUUUCUCAAAAGAUGGACGCAUCACGCAAGAGAUGCACGGGGACGUGUACAAGUUGAUCAUAAAAGGUGUGAAGAGUACUCACAGAGGGAUCUACGCGAUCAGUGCUGAGAAUGAUUUCGGGAAGGCGUUGAAUUCGGCCGAUCUAGAUAUCACAUCGUGUAGAGCUGUUUCAAAUCCAGGGGCUCCGCGGCUGUCGUCUGGCCUGGCUGACACUGAAUUAGUAGUUGGUCAGACUGUGGUCCUUAAGUGUGUCAUUGAGGGCAAUCCUACUCCACGAGUAAAUUGGUUCAAGGACAACCUGAUGAUCAUGGUCACACCCAGACACAAGAUACAGCAUAAAGGAAGCGAGUUCAGUCUGAUGAUUGAGCAGUUCUCCUCGGUGGACGUUGGAGUGUACAAGUGUCAGGCAUCUAACCAGCACGGCCAAGUCACCUCAUCCGCCUCAGUUGGAUUGGCCAGAGACUCGGGAGACAAGCGAUAUCUGCUCACGCCUGCUGCAAAUGUGUUCACGAGUACGACUGAGCAAAAUACAGAGAUGUACGCGAGAUCCAACUCUGCUGAAGAGCAAACGAAAGUACUUGAGAGACUGAAGGGGAAAAUGAUCCACGAGGGAAAGCCUCUAGCUCUGUCUUGUCGCAUACACGUGUCACCCCCUCCUGUGUCAUUCUACUGGGAAAAAGAUGGACACCUGUUGGAAGAUGACGGAGAGAACAUUAUGAUUAAACGAAAAAAUGAAUACCAGUCAUUGUACAUACCAAAUGUGACUGUGGAUCACGGGGGCAUUUACAGAUGCACGGGAGAGAGUUCGAUUGGGAGUAAGGCAGUGACGGCGGCCGAGAUUAUUGUGAAGCCAGAUCUGGGCCAAGGUGGCACGCCCCUCUCCUCUAGAGCGAACUCCUACGCCAGACUGUACAGGCCCAACAGUCAAAUGUCUCUCAAAUCCUCGAUGCUGAAUGGAUCCGCCCAAGAACUGAACAGACUCAACUUAACCAACAGCAGAAUGGGAUCCCAGGAAGCCCUUUCCAUAAAAGAAGAGGAGGACGAGCGGGAGUUAAAUCAGGACGAAGAUUAUGUCACUAGGUCAGUGGUAACUACUCAGAACCAGUCGACUCACGAGUCUUACCUGAUGCACCAAUCGAAGAACACUUCCGGGGCCGGGUCAAGGUCAACUGCCAGUUUGUACUCUGCUGCUUAUGGCGAUGGAGGCAGUCAGAGUUACACGCACCAGUCGCAGCUGGAUACAGACAGUUUGCAUUACAGGUCCGCCUCGGCUAUUUCUAACGCAUCCUCGAAGUAUCACGGGGGUAGUGGGUUAGAUUCGACGGAGGCUGAUAUUGAGAAAAUGGAGAGACUCAUUCUAAACAAACAGCCCCCUCAGCUUUCUUCCUCCGCUCAACUGAGCACCUCGGACGGACUCCGUGUCGGUGGAAGAGGGUAUGGUGGAAUGGGAGGUAGCAGCAGCAGGGGGUCGUCAUACAUGGACUUGAGGGGAAGCAGCGCCAGACUGCAUUCUACAGACAAUAUGACCUCACCCGGAACUGAUCCAACUGACAUUGACAAACAGGUUCUUAUGCCCCAGAAGGUAGUCAUUCCGGUGAGGUAUUACGAUGCGCGUGCCAGCAAUCCAGACGAGAACACUUUGGAGCGCAAGGAGCGCCAAGUCAAGACAGAGAAUGUGCGCAAAAUGGUCCUGUCACAAACACUCCGAGAAAGUGGAUCGGUGGAGAACUUCGAGGAGAGAGCCAACUUGGUGGAGCAGCAGGCUAAGAUAGGCCAGAUGGCUUCGAAGUUUGGACAGCACAUCGCAUAUCAACGGCCUAUUCAGAGCAGCAGCUACAGUAGCACGACUACCACUGGGGUCUCGAGCAGCUCUUCUCACUCCAUCGUUGGUGUCCACAGAACUUGAUUGAAGGUCAAACUAGAAGUAAACGACGAAAGAUUCUAUCCUUUUUUUGUACAUGGUGUGAUAAAUUUGUAUGUAUAUAUUGUUAUUCAACUUGACUAUGCAAAGGGUCUGCUUUUAUUAGUUACAAACAUAUCAUUUUUGUAAAACAUAUCGUAAUAAAUUAAAAUGUAAAAAAAAAAUCGUUUCUAAUUGUUUUCUACCUAUAUGCGCGAAGUUUGCUCGCCAAAUGAAUCUAGUCUGUUACGUUUGAAUGUUUUGGAAAUAAACAUUUUUUCUUCUAAAUUGCGAGCAAAACAAUCAUAUCAACCAUAUCGCAUCUGUAAUAUAAAAUUUUUUAAAU
This is a messenger RNA of Symsagittifera roscoffensis, 2614 nucleotides long. Its product is annotated as kettin homolog. Gene Ontology annotation, biological process: homophilic cell-cell adhesion. The transcript is spliced from 10 exons. Gene Ontology annotation, cellular component: plasma membrane. NCBI's taxonomy places the organism in Eukaryota, Metazoa, Xenacoelomorpha, Acoela, Convolutidae. The record is from RefSeq and is a predicted model, not a curated record. The coding region runs from base 106 to 2274 and encodes 722 amino acids.